Messenger RNA from Jaculus jaculus (lesser Egyptian jerboa), 1022 nucleotides. Its product is annotated as cytochrome c, somatic. The transcript has 3 exons. The coding region runs from base 137 to 454 and encodes 105 amino acids. The record is from RefSeq and is a predicted model, not a curated record. Gene Ontology annotation, biological process: mitochondrial electron transport, ubiquinol to cytochrome c; mitochondrial electron transport, cytochrome c to oxygen. Gene Ontology annotation, cellular component: mitochondrial intermembrane space. NCBI's taxonomy places the organism in Eukaryota, Metazoa, Chordata, Mammalia, Rodentia, Dipodidae. Gene Ontology annotation, molecular function: electron transfer activity; heme binding.
GGGAGGGCGGAGCGAGUGCGGUUGCGCGAACACCGGUACUUAGGCGCCGAGCGGCGUGUCCUUGGGCUGCAGAGCGGGACGUCGGCCUUGCGAUCCAUAGCGCGCGUGGGCUCGGCGACGGCAGAGCGAAUUAAAGAUGGGUGAUGUUGAGAAAGGCAAGAAGAUCUUUGUUCAGAAGUGUGCCCAGUGCCACACUGUGGAAAAGGGAGGCAAGCACAAGACUGGACCAAAUCUCCAUGGUCUGUUUGGGCGGAAGACUGGUCAAGCUGCUGGAUUCUCUUACACAGACGCCAACAAAAACAAAGGCAUCACCUGGGGAGAAGACACACUGAUGGAGUAUCUGGAGAAUCCCAAAAAGUACAUCCCUGGAACAAAAAUGAUCUUCGCUGGCAUCAAGAAGAAAGGAGAAAGAGUAGACCUAAUAGCUUAUCUUAAAAAAGCUACUAAUGAGUAAUGGCCUCUGCCUUAUUUAUUAUAAAACAGAAAUGUCACAUGGCUUUUAAUGUGUACCAUAAUUUUACUGAUUUCAUACACCACAAUUCAGAUCAUGAAUGACUAACAGAGUAUUUUUGUUGGAGAGUCCUUAUUUAAGUAAAAUUGGCUUGCAGUAAAGAGAAUAUGAUCUUUUUAAAAAUAGUAUUCUGAUUUAGUAAGUACUAUAACUGUUUUCCCUUUUAAAGAUAUGAUUGGACUUACUUCACUGUUAAACUUUUCACAGAGAUGGGGAAUACCACCUCAGAACCUAUAUGAUUGGUUUUAUCUUUAGAUUUCUACAACUGGUUACAUGUGUAUGUUUGAACAUUAGGAAAAAUUUUCUUCACUGGUCAAAACCAAGCAAGACUCACCUGUUUCAACUGGUAUGCAGUAGUCCAUUACAGACAAGGGUUAAAGAUAAAGACACAAUUGUCUUGACUAUGCCAACUCAAUUAGAAUUCCUUGUAUCUAAGGAUGCAGCCUUUUAUUUAUUACAGGCAUUUUAGUGUGCUUUGUGUAUAAUAUAAAAUAAAGAAUAUUUAACACCA